Messenger RNA from Talaromyces rugulosus, 1215 nucleotides. RefSeq lists its product as uncharacterized. NCBI's taxonomy places the organism in Eukaryota, Fungi, Ascomycota, Eurotiomycetes, Eurotiales, Trichocomaceae. Gene Ontology annotation, molecular function: protein binding. The transcript has a single exon. The coding region runs from base 1 to 1215 and encodes 404 amino acids. The record is from RefSeq and is a predicted model, not a curated record.
AUGCGGAUACACUCGCUAAAUCUAUUUGCAAGACUGCGAGUCUCGAAGAGGAACGUCUCGAAGAAAGAAGAAAUGGAGACAUCCGAAGAGAAUAAUGACUCUGGCGGCAGCAGCAACGGCAGAUGCUAUCUCCUAGAGCUUCCUACGGAGUUGCUCGCCAUGAUAUCAGAGCAUCUAGAUCCUCUUUCCGGAGCUUGUCUAUCCCUGACUUGUAAGCGCAUGCUAGUGAUUUCCGGAAAAUCAUUGGUAUCAGAUACGCUCCAGUUCAAAAAGGACUUUGCGCCUUUGUUUCACCACUACAGGAGCUCCCACAGCUUCGGGGCAGAUCGCUGGAAAUUGCUAGUAAGACUUGAGGACGACAGAUGGCUCGCCUGCUCCAAGUGCCUCAAACUUCACCCGCGCAGUGCCUUUACUUCAAAAGAACUCCGCCGAAACGCCGCCGACCAACGAGUGUGUGACUUUGGCGAAAUGGCCGGAAUCGUCGACUUGUGUCCGUGUAGGAAAUUGACGUUCCAGGACAAAGUCAACAUGGUAAAGAACUUGAAAGACCGCGAAGUCCUCACGAGGAUGCCGUCGAGCAUUCUAGGAAGCCGCCACUACGACGAGCGAUACCUAUGGCAUUCGUGCACCGCGCGGUAUGGAACGACAGAAACCAAGAUUGAGCUAUACCCAGAGAUUGGCGACGAUGGAAGUCUCAUUAUGCGGACCGAGUACCGUUUGUACGUGGAACCAAACCGGCUGGGCAAGCAUCAACAUAUAACGCCUCGUUUUGGAUGUGCACACCGAUCGGUGGACCUGUGGCUGUCGAGUGUAUGCCAGACGCUCUACUGCCAUCGCUACAACUCGUACUGCUCGUCAUGUAAGCGGAUAACGGCUUGCAGCACAUGCGACACAACGCUGAAAUGCCCUAAAAAGAGGCCCUUCCAUUGCCAAGAGACCAACCGAAUGUUCUACUUCUUCUGGACUCAGCGGAACCUCGGGCGAUCAAACAAUAUGCCAGACAAAGAAUGGGCAGUGCAAAGAACACACCCGGUCGAGCCUCAUGUUACGUGGAAUAACUGCCGGGAACUGUGUCCGUGGACCAUUCGAAUGCACCCGCCGCCGCCUCAUGCGCCUUUGCUAGACAAUGAUAUCCUGAACCACGGCGAGGAGUUUGCCAGUCAGGUAUACACGUCGCUUCAUCUCGAGGAAGUAAGCACGACGAAUUCGCAUUAG